AGUGAUAAUAGGUUUGACAGACUUGUCUUGACAUUUCGACAGGGUGUCAAUUUACGUUUUCGAUUUUUAUUUAUCAAGUUUAAAAUAAAUUCUUAAAUAGUUGUUAAAUACACGUAAAUUCAGAGUAACUAUUCAAGAUGUUGGCUUUAAUGAACAGAAUAUUAGACUGGUUCAAAAGUCUUUUUUGGAAGGAAGAAAUGGAACUAACAUUAGUCGGGCUGCAGUAUUCAGGAAAAACAACUUUUGUUAAUGUGAUAGCGUCUGGGCAGUUUAGCGAAGAUAUGAUUCCAACUGUAGGAUUCAAUAUGAGAAAAAUUACAAAAGGCAAUGUCACCAUCAAAGUUUGGGACAUUGGAGGUCAACCAAGAUUCAGAUCAAUGUGGGAACGAUACUGUAGAGGAGUUAACGCCAUUGUGUACAUGGUGGAUGCUGCAGAUCCUGAUAAAAUUGAGGCUUCCAGAAAUGAGCUUCACAGUUUAUUAGAUAAACCACAGCUAGCUGGCAUUCCUGUAUUAGUGUUAGGUAAUAAAAGAGACAAGCCACAAGCAUUAGAUGAAAAUGGUCUAAUUGAAAGAAUGAAUCUUUCGGCCAUUCAAGAUAGAGAAAUCUGCUGCUAUUCAAUAUCUUGCAAAGAAAAAGACAACAUUGACAUCACACUACAAUGGCUCAUUGCGCACUCCAAAUCUGGUAUGCGUUAAUUAUUUAUAGAAUUGUAGUAUAUAUUAUAAAAAGUGCUAAAUUUUAAGAAACAUCCUUCUUGAACAAAGUAAACAUAUUUACAAUUACACUUGGUCCUUGGAGAUUAUAUUGUUGUUUCAUACAGUGAUAUUGCAAUUUUAAAAGCGUGAUUAUUUUAUUUGAUUAAGUAUGGUGAAAUAUUGGACAUUCUAUAUAUAAAAUUAGUUUUCUGACAACAUACAAAAAAUACUUGAUAUUUCACUCCAUAGAAUAACACUAAUUUGUGCAUUUUGUAACUAUCAACUGUUUUAUGUAAGUCUUCAAGCAAGUAUACUGUGUGAAACAGGUGUGGAAACCUGAUAUUUCAUGCUAUUAUGAAAUAUUCUAUUUUCCUUACCAACAGCACAAUAUACUAUUUAAGCUUCUAUAACUGAAAAUUGCAGUUCAUGAUAUAAUAAUUAACAUGAAAAUCAAAUUUUUUUGCUUAGAUUAUGGACAAAAAAGUUAUAAUGUAAUAUUUGAGAUAAUAUUCUGCAGAUUACAAAACCGAGCCUUGAACAAAUAAUUAUUUAAUUAAACUUUCAUAUAGUGAAUUUUUAUUGAUAAGCAAACAGUUAAUAUUUUUUUUACCUUAUUUUGAGAAUUACAAUAUGAUACAAGAACGCAUAAAAAAUUACGAAUUCUAAGAAAUAUGACAUUUGAUGUUAUUAACUGUCUUUUGUAAUCUUAUUUUAUUUGGUCUAACCAUUUCUUUCUUGGUCUAACCCUUAUUGUUUUUAUAGUAUUACCAACCUCUAUAAUUUCUCUUGCCCGUCUGACUUUAUUUUCUUGAUCUGUCCACACCAAUUAUUUGUGUAUUAUUGUUUAUUCUACUUUUAUUUAUUCUUAUGUCACCUUUGUAAUUCCUUUGUUCUUUAUCUUAGUUUUCUCACUAUUCUUCUCAGGUCAUAUUGUUUGUCUUGUUUUUGUUUCAAUUAUAAUUAGUCAAAUUAAUUUUAAUAUGUUCAAAAAUUCAUUGGCCCAUUGAAGACAAGAGGAUAUUUAUUGUUGAAAAUGGUCUAAUAUGAUUUGGCUCUUAUAUUGGAAGAAGAAAUUUCGAUUGGAUUCUGUUAUUUUUUGUUAAAUUAAACAAUUUAUAUACAGGUAGCAAAUAUUUUUUUCAAAUUGCAAUUAUUAAGAUUUAAUUGAAAAUUUUGAAAAUGUAUUUAUUGAUAAACUAGUCCCAGUAACUAAUACACCUUUUUUAAAAGUCUUUAAUGACACCAUUCUUGUUUUAAAUUCAAUCAGCUGUGUUAAAUAGCUUAUAAAUGUCAUGCUAAUGUAUAUCAAAUAUAUUUUUGAUGUUGCUUUUUUCAGCCAAAGUUACUUAGAAAGCACAAAACAAGACCAUAGGUAAAUUUUACGAAUUUUACCUUAAUAGAUUUCAAAUAAUUGUUGAUAAAAAAUACCUAUUUGCGUAGUCAAAUCAAUAUUUUUUCCAUAAAACUAUCUUUAGGUUUUGUCAUAUUGUGUUUGGCCUUUUCAUAAAUUCCUACACAAAAUCACACUAAUGAGAUAGUAUAUAUAAUACUUAUACUGUUUUUGUAUACACAUAAUAGGAUAAAAACAACUUAAACCAGUUAAAUAAUGUAAAAUAUGUUGACUUUGAUCAGUUUUGGUUUUUGAUGUGAAAAGAUCUUGGACCAGUUCGAAUUGAUCAGUGGACCAGUAUAGUUGAAUGAAAAACCAAAACAAAAAUGCAUUCUCUCUAAGAAUAAUUUCUCCUAACAACCUAUUAACAAUUAUUAAACAUACCGAGGAAACAUAUAUUUCCAGUUUGGGUCAAUUAAUCUAACAUAUAGUUGCUUUUUUACUUAAAAAGUUUCCACGGCUUAGCACCAUCUUUGGUUUGAUAUAGUUUGCUUUCUUGGAGUCGUUUCUUU
This is a messenger RNA of Diorhabda sublineata, 2600 nucleotides long. RefSeq names its product ADP-ribosylation factor-like protein 8 (gene Arl8). The record is from RefSeq and is a predicted model, not a curated record. Gene Ontology annotation, cellular component: lysosomal membrane. Gene Ontology annotation, molecular function: GTPase activity; GTP binding. The transcript has 4 exons. Gene Ontology annotation, biological process: anterograde axonal transport; protein transport. Bases 138 to 698 code for a protein of 186 amino acids. Lineage: Eukaryota; Metazoa; Arthropoda; Insecta; Coleoptera; Chrysomelidae.